AGUUUUUACUGAAACGUUAAACCCGCAGCAUACAAAAAAAUGUCCAGAUUUCUUCUUGCGUUAUUUGCAUUCCUGGCGAUUUUCGCUAUCGUUGCAGGAAUCAGAGGAGAGUGUGGCCCUCAGGAAACAUUUAGGAUGUGCGGCCCCGCUUGUCAAGCUACUUGCGAGAAUCCCGCACCGUAUUGUAUUCAGGUAUGCACGGAGGGAUGCUUCUGCAAAAGCGGUUUCGUUAGAGGUGCUAACGGAACAUGCAUUCCUCAAAACCAGUGUCAAGUCGGCUAUAUAUAAGUUAGCUACUUAAAUAUGCUCCCGAUUCUACUAAUGGAUUUAUUAUAAUGUUAGAUUCAGUGUUCAAAAGUAACAACAGAAAUUGGUACAAUUUGUAAAUUUAAUAAUUCUGCAACUCAUUUAUUGGCUAUAUAAAUUAUCAUUACAGC
Messenger RNA from Megachile rotundata (alfalfa leafcutting bee), 437 nucleotides. Its product is annotated as chymotrypsin-elastase inhibitor ixodidin. NCBI's taxonomy places the organism in Eukaryota, Metazoa, Arthropoda, Insecta, Hymenoptera, Megachilidae. The record is from RefSeq and is a predicted model, not a curated record.